Messenger RNA from Daphnia pulex (common water flea), 1949 nucleotides. RefSeq names its product compound eye opsin BCRH2-like. The record is from RefSeq and is a predicted model, not a curated record. The transcript has 5 exons. Gene Ontology annotation, cellular component: membrane. Gene Ontology annotation, biological process: G protein-coupled receptor signaling pathway. Gene Ontology annotation, molecular function: G protein-coupled receptor activity. The coding region runs from base 213 to 1376 and encodes 387 amino acids. Lineage: Eukaryota; Metazoa; Arthropoda; Branchiopoda; Diplostraca; Daphniidae.
GGAUCGUAAACACACUGCUGGAGUAGCUGGUAGUAGGUUGUUUCCGAAGCGAGUCAUUCGGCUGAAAACAUCUUGAAUUGAGAGUUUACAAUUAUAUUCAUUUUCAUUUUUGACACUAACAUCAACUUAGCAUUUUAAUUAAUCCUUCAACGCUCCAGCACUUUCAUUGUUUAUUAAACUCUAAAAUUCCUGGAACAUUCAAAUCAGCUGAAAUGGAAAACAUCACGAUGCACGCAGGACGGAACGUAUCCUUGGCAUUGGCACAGAAACACGAUUUCAACCCAUGGACUGUGCCUGAUGACUACACCGUUUACAAAUUUGCUCCCGAUUACGUCAAGCCGCUCCUGCAUCCUCACUGGCAGACCCAAAAGGCCGUUCACCCCAUUUACGCUUAUUUCUUUGGAAUGUACUACUUGGUCAUGGGAUCCUGCGCCAUCUUUGGAAAUAUUCUCGUCCUGAAAAUCUUCAGCCGCUACAAGUCACUGAGGACGCCGGCCAACAUGCUGGUGAUGAAUUUGGCCAUUUCCGACCUUCUCCUCAUGUUCUCCCUCAUUCCGGAAGCUGUUUACAACUUCUUUUGUGGUGGACCGUGGCAAUUUGGAGAUCUCGGCUGUCAGAUUCACGCUUUCUGUGGAGCGUUUUUUGGAUACAGUCAAAUUACCACAUUGACCAUCAUCAGCUGGGACCGUUACAAUGUUAUCGUUAAUGGACUAAAGGGAACUCCAUUGUCAUUCGCCAAAGCCGCUAGUUUAAUUUUAUUCAACUGGAUCUGGUCAUUUGGCUGGGCCCUUGCGCCCCUUGUCGGAUGGGGCCUUUUCGCUUUGGAUGGAAUGUUGGGAACGUGUUCCUUUGACUCUUACACGACGACUAUGAACCACAAGAGCUACAUCCUUGCGUCUUGUUUCUUCCAGUACGGUGGCCCCAUUAUUGUUAUUGUCGGCUGUUAUUUCUUCAUCGUCAAGGCCGUGUUCCAUCACGAAGAAGAAUUACGUCAACAAGCAAAAAAGAUGAAUGUGACAUCGCUGAGGAACAACGCCGAGCAAGACGCCGUUACGGCCGAAAUGCGCAUCGCCAAGAUCGCCAUCAUCAACAUCACGCUCUGGAUUUUCGCCUGGACUCCAUUCACGGCUAUUUCUAUGAUUGGCACAUGGAUCAGUCCGACUUACAUAACCGCACUGGUGUCCGAGGUUCCAAUCGUUUGCGCCAAAACUUCUGCCGUCUACAACCCAAUCAUCUACGCCCUAUCCCAUCCAAAGUACCGCGAAUGUCUGAAGGAAAUCUGCCCGUGGCUUUGCAUCGUCAUUGAAAAAAAGAAAGGUCCGAAUCAUUCGUCCGACAGCGAUUCGGCCAAAACCAGCGCCACUGACUCCGCUUAAGUUAUACAUAAAUGGAUGAUUUCGUUCCUUUCCAGCUCUCUUAUGGUUUUCAGUUGUCCUUUUCUAUUGGUUAAUGAUUUCUCACUUAAAAUUAUUAUUUCAAUAAUUGUCCUUCGAAUAUCUACAUCGUUUCACCGGACUGGACAUUCUGCUCUCAACAAGGCUGACGACUUUUGGAAUUCAGAGAGAUAAAAUCGCCGAAGCUUUUAUAUCUUCUCGAUAACUUUUAGUAGGCCUAGUUCUGGUAGUCCCAUUUCACCCAGCAUUUAAGAACAGUCGACUAAACACCGAAUGUCAAAAUCAAACUAUAUAAGGUAGUGCUAUUCGGAUGUUAGGACAACCUCUAUAUAGAUAACAAAAAAAAAUAUAGUAUUUAGUGCAGCAUAUAUAACAAUUAGAUUUGAAUUUGGAAGAAUUAGAUUUGGUACUGUAUAUAUUACAGUGCACUGCAACUAGUAACAAUAGCACGUUAAAUAAUGACUGUUGUGUAACCUUUUCAACGAUGUUAUAUGUAAACCGCAGUAUAUGUAUAUCUGAAUUGCGAUAUUAUAUUACAUCAAGCUAUGCAUGAAA